Messenger RNA from Candoia aspera, 2540 nucleotides. RefSeq names its product sodium/potassium transporting ATPase interacting 1 (gene NKAIN1). Lineage: Eukaryota; Metazoa; Chordata; Lepidosauria; Squamata; Candoiidae. The coding region runs from base 217 to 936 and encodes 239 amino acids. The transcript has 7 exons. The record is from RefSeq and is a predicted model, not a curated record. Gene Ontology annotation, biological process: regulation of sodium ion transport.
GCCGGUUCCCGCGGGCUGGGAAGCGCCGCGGCGGGGGGAGAUAGCGCCUUCCGCGGCUCGGCUUUGCCCGGCGUCGCGCCCGCGGUCCGAGGGUUGGCGGCGGCAGCAGACAAAAGGCGGGCGGGGACGAGACGCGCGCGAAGGGACCUCUCCCGCCCUUUCGCCCCGCAGCGAUGGCACCGGCCAGCCGGCCGGUGACGCCGCCGCCGCCCUCGGAUGCCCCCUGAGCCGGGGUUGUCCCUGGCAACGAGAGGCGCGGCGCUGCUCCCGACGGUAACGGCGAGAGGCGGCUCCGGCGACCCGGCGGCGACCAUGGGCAGAUGCAACGGACGCUGCACGCUGGUCGGCUUCUGCUCCCUGCAACUGGUUGCCGCCCUGGAGAGACAGAUAUUUGACUUCCUGGGUUAUCAGUGGUUGCCAAUCCUGGCCAACUUUUUACACAUUAUGGCUGUCAUCCUGGGUGUCUUUGGCACCCUUCAGUACAGAUCCAGAUACCUCAUGCUGUAUGCUGUGUGGCUCAUCCUCUGGGUUGGCUGGAAUGCAUUCAUCAUCUGCUUCUACCUGGAAGUUGGACACCUUUCACAGGACCGAGACUUCAUCAUGACCUUUAACACGUCAUUGCAUCGCUCGUGGUGGAUGGAGAAUGGUCCUGGUUGCUUGGUGAUCCCAGUGAUCAACUCCAACCUGGCCUUAGAAGACCAUCACGUCAUCACAGUCACUGGAUGCUUGCUUGAUUAUCAGUAUAUUGAGGUGGUGAGCAGCGCAAUGCAAAUAUUCCUUGCGCUUUUUGGAUUUGUUUACGCCUGCUAUGUCAGCAAAAUGUUUAUGGAGGAAGAAGACAGCUUUGAUUUCAUUGGAGGGUUUGAUUCCUACGGCUACCAGGCACCCCAAAAGAUGUCACACCUGCAGCUACAGCCUUUGUACACCUCUGGAUAAUUGCUUCCUUGCCCACCUACAGUGAACCGGCUUUUGGGAACGUUUGCAACAGCAGCAGCGACGACGCCAAGCGAGCAAGAUAAAUGGAGUUAGGGCAAGGCGUUUUCAAGGCAAUUGUCAGUUCUGCUGGAGAUAGGGUGUUGCCUGAGCUCUGCUUAGGGACACCUACAGUGACUCCCCCUUGUCCUUCUCAUCCGUUAAUGCCUUUCAUUUGGUAGCUAAUAGAGGAACCAUGCACCCGUUUGGGACAUGUCAGCAAAGGCUGUUUCUCCAGAAUGGUUCUGGUGAUCGAAGUUUCUGCUUAAAAAGACUCUGGAGCCAAAAGAAGCUCAGGAGUCCACCUACUGGCCAGCCUGUGUACUGUCACUGGUUCACCCUGGCAAGCCCUCAAAGCUUAAGGGGAUAUAUUCUUGUUUCCAAGAAGAGGAGGAGAAUCCUUUUCUAAGCAAGAUCUUUUUUUCAGAUUUUUGUUUCGUUUGUUGGUUUUUCUAAAAAAAAAAAAAAAAUCUGGGACGCUUCUGGUCUGAGCAAAUGGCUUUCAAUGCGUUAAUCCGUAGGUUGCAGGACCUUGCAAUAACGAAAAGGAGUAAAGGCAUAAAGCCAAUGGAAAGCGAAAUAAAAGGUGGGUAAUGGAAAGGAAGGGUUUUUUAGGGUCUGAGAUAUGUCACAUGUCCUCCACCCUUUAGUAAAUAUUUUCUGGGCAGCUUCCUCUUUGAAACUGGGCGUUGUGUGAUCGCCUGCAGAUCCACUUCAGAAGCAUUCCGUUUCUGAUGAAUAGCCAGAAUGUUCUCUUCCAACCCCAGCUUUCAGGUUAAGAGAAGGAGAAAAAAGUGGGGGGGUCCCACUCAUUUCUGGCCCUGAGCCCACUGACGGUGUGGCCCUAAGAGGAAUCCCUGAAAAACCAAUCAAAAUGAACAUCAAAGACCAAACGGAGAUGCUUCUGUAGGCAGAAACCGUUCCUUAGAUCAAAAAGAUAAAACCGAAUGGAUGUCUUUUUGGACAAGCGUGCUUUAUUUCUCUUUCUUUAGAUGACACCCCCCCUUUUCCACUCAAAGGGACAUGGCACGAGAUGAUAACUUCUCAACUCUGGAUGUGGAAAAGUUUUUGAUCACGUGGGAGUCAUCUUCCUAGCUAGGGGAGGUGUGGUGGCUGAAGAUCAGGGCACAAACUCUUUUCGUAUCUCUUUGGGAUCCCUUUUGUAAAGGGGUGCAGGUCUCUCCCCAUCCAGAAGUACAGCCCCCUGUUGGCCGCCUGUUGUUGAAGGUCAUCAGAUCAGUGGGAUCCAGAAUUGCUUCUUUGGGGUGGUGCUGUUGUAAAUCUUAACCACUGAUGUUCACCCAUUCUGCCUUCACUAUCCUAUCAGUCUCUUUUUGAAAUAGCAUCAGCUUGUUCCAAGCUGGAGAUUUUGCCCAAUUCUGUGGCAUUAAAGUUAGUUCCAAUGAUGACAGAAGCAGGCAACCUUUUUUAGUCCUCGGGCUCUUAUCAUAAGAUCCGUCAUGGCAUUUUGCAGGAUUUCCACAAAGUUGUCCUAAGAUCUUGUAAAUGGGCCCUGGAAUCUCAUGAGAUCCCACAUAAAGCUGAGGUCUUGCAAAAUUUAUGGAUCA